Lycium barbarum (goji berry) is the source of this 1173-nucleotide messenger RNA. RefSeq lists its product as uncharacterized. NCBI's taxonomy places the organism in Eukaryota, Viridiplantae, Streptophyta, Magnoliopsida, Solanales, Solanaceae. Bases 1 to 1173 code for a protein of 390 amino acids. The transcript has a single exon. The record is from RefSeq and is a predicted model, not a curated record.
AUGCUUGAAGAAUUGACCAAACGGGUCGAGUCCAGUGAAAAGAAGAUAGAGGCGAACGACAAGAAGGUGGAGAACUACAACUCGAGGGUCGAUCAGAUUCCGGGGGCUCCACCAGUGUUGAAGGGACUGGAUUCGAAAAAGUUUGUUCAAAUGCCAUUUCCGCCGAGUGCGGCACCGAUGAAAAUCCCCAAGAGAUUUCGCAUGCCCGAUAUCCCAAAGUACAAUGGGACAACGGACCCAAAUGAGCAUGUGACUGCGUAUACGUGCGCUAUUAAGGGCAAUGAUCUCGUCGAUGACGAAAGGGAAUCAGUACUACUUAAGAAAUUUGGGGAGACUCUGUCAAAAGGGGCUAUGAUUUGGUAUCAUAACUUGCCCGAGCACUCGAUUGAUUCAUUUGGCAUGCUCGUUGAUGCUUUCGUUAAGGCCCAUACCGAGGCCAUCAAGGUCGAAACUCGAAAAUCGGACUUGUUCAACGUUAAGCAACGAGAUGACGAGACCCUUCGCGAGUUUGUGGCUCGAUUUCAAAUAGAGCGCAUGGACUUACCUCCAGUUACUGACGAUUGGGUCGUUCAGGCUUUCACCCAAGGGCUCAACUCGAGGAGCUCGAUCACAUAUAUGGAGCUAAAACAAAACCUGAUAGAAUACCCGGCGAUCGCCUGGGCUAAUGUACACAACAGGUAUCAGUCGAAGAUCACGGUCGAAGAUAAUAAGAUUUUGAGGGCUGCUUCAGUAUCAUGGCAUUCCGAUAAAGGGAGUGAUCAUUCAAGGAGAGUGAUAGAUCGGGAUUCCAGAUCGUCAUAUGAUAGGUACCAGCCUUACCCGCUCGAUCGAAGGGGGAACGGGCGUAACAUCGAAUCAGGCAAGAAUGAUAGGAGAAACGAUCGAGGCAAAAAUAGUCGUAGUUUGGUAAACAGAAAUGCUGUCGAUAGAGCUCCGGGAAAUAGAGAAAUUCCAAGGUUAUCCGAGUACAACUUUUGCGUCGAUGUAGCAACCAUAGCGGCGGCCGUUAUCCGAAACAAAGAAACGAGACAUCUGAGGCCAAUCCAAUCUGACCCGGAGAAGAAGGAUAAAAGUCUUAUUUGUAAGUAUCAUCAUACUCACGACCAUCAAACCGAGGAUUGUCGACAGCUGAGAGAGGAGGUCGCCCGUCUGUUCAAUUUGGGGCAUCUUUGA